UAAUCUUUAUAUCCCGCCGCUACGCAAAAUUAUAUAUAAAAGUGGAAAUAUCACAAUCAAAAUAAAUGAUAGAGGCGUUAAUUUAUAAUUAUGGCAGAGUUAUACGGUUAUAAAAGGUAUGAAAAAUCGUUAGGAUUACUCACGACCCGUUUUGUCUCGUUAUUACAAAAAGCAAAUAAUGGAGUUUUGGAUUUAAAAAUCGCCACUGAUUUAUUAGCAGUUCGACAAAAGAGAAGGAUAUACGACAUAACGAACGUAUUAGAAGGCAUAGGUUUAAUAGAAAAACGAAGUAAAAAUAGUAUACAGUGGAAGGGUGCUGGUCCUGAUGGUAAUACAACUGAAGUUGGCAAGAAAGUAAAUGUUUUAAGAAAACAAAUAAAUCUUUUGGAGCAGCAUGAAGAAUUGUUAGAUAAGCAAAUGCAUUGGAUAGAACAAAGUAUUAAAAAUGUAUUAGAUGAUCCUGACAAUGAAGCAAUGACCUAUGUGACUGAAAAAGACAUUAAAAAUUGUUUUGAUGAUAAUCAAAUUUUAGUUUUGGAAGCACCAUUAGGCGCAGAUUUAUCAGUGGGACGUAUUCCCCAUAAACUAAACAAAAAAGGAGAAGAGAAAGAACAAAAGUUUUUUCUACACGUGAAAUCAAGUGAAGCUGUUGGGGUUAUAUUAUUGUGUGACAUGGAGAAGGAAGAGGUUUUAGAUGAAGAUAGUAUGGAUGUUGAAGUCGAAAAAUACACGGAUCAAGGAGAAAAUUUAUUGCAAGAUUGUAAUUACCUAUUGAGAUUAAGCCCACCAGUAACAAAGCAAGACUUCUCUUUUUCUUUACAUGGUACAGAAGGUUUAUGUGACUUAUUUGAUAUUCCAUGUUGAGACAUUGUUUUUUUCUUUUCUUUAUUUGACAUUUUUAUUUUUAUUGAAAGAUAAGUUUACAUUACUUUAUAUGACCAUGUAUUAAAUGAAAUCUAAGUUGAAACUGUAUAUAAAUCAUGUAAAUAACAAUCAAAGUUUAUACAGUUUAAAAGUUUAUUAAAAAAUA
Messenger RNA from Nymphalis io (European peacock), 1030 nucleotides. Its product is annotated as transcription factor E2F5-like. Bases 91 to 864 code for a protein of 257 amino acids. The transcript is spliced from 7 exons. Gene Ontology annotation, cellular component: RNA polymerase II transcription regulator complex. The record is from RefSeq and is a predicted model, not a curated record. Gene Ontology annotation, molecular function: DNA-binding transcription factor activity, RNA polymerase II-specific; RNA polymerase II cis-regulatory region sequence-specific DNA binding; protein dimerization activity. NCBI's taxonomy places the organism in Eukaryota, Metazoa, Arthropoda, Insecta, Lepidoptera, Nymphalidae. Gene Ontology annotation, biological process: regulation of transcription by RNA polymerase II.